This is a messenger RNA of Brenthis ino (lesser marbled fritillary), 537 nucleotides long. Lineage: Eukaryota; Metazoa; Arthropoda; Insecta; Lepidoptera; Nymphalidae. The record is from the annotation of a GenBank genome assembly.
AUGCCUCGAGCGGCCGCGAAUCCGCCACACAUUAUUUUUGAUACUUUAAAAGAACUGCGGUUUAUCGAUGAUAAAGGCAAUCUUUUGCCAUGGAGUAAUGAUGUUUGGCGCAAAGCGACCGUCGCAAUGAACUUUUUAAACAUGGUGGCGCGUUGGAGCUGCUUCAAUCGCGAGAGUCCUGAAAAAAAGGAUUUCUUUCUCCGAUGUGUGGGUCUGUUAACCACAUGUAUGGAAAUUUACGAUUUUAUUCGGCUGUGUACCGACGUAUUGACCAUUGCUUUUGCUACGCAUGAAAACAUUGAUGACAAUCAGAGUCACUGUUUCGCAGCACAGAAUCGAGUUUCACAGCGCUUGAAAUCGUAUAAUCUUUCCGACAAUGGUGCUGACAAAAUCAACGAUAAUCAGAACAAAAAGGAAACUUUGCUGGAACAAUUUAACGACGUUGAUGGAGAGACCGAACUCGAUUCGAGUGCUGCAAUUGGAGUUAUUUUAAAAAAAUCGAGUCAGAUAGCAGGAGUGAACUCAAAAACGGACGAU